Messenger RNA from Lolium rigidum, 318 nucleotides. RefSeq names its product putative glutaredoxin-C2. The record is from RefSeq and is a predicted model, not a curated record. Bases 1 to 318 code for a protein of 105 amino acids. NCBI's taxonomy places the organism in Eukaryota, Viridiplantae, Streptophyta, Magnoliopsida, Poales, Poaceae. The transcript has a single exon.
AUGGCGGCGGAGAGGGUGAGGACGCUGGCGUCGCAGCGGGCGGUGGUGAUCUUCGGGGCGAGCAACUGCUGCAUGUGCCACGCCGUGCAGACGCUCUUCACGGAGAUGGGUGUCAGCUGGGCGGUGCACGAGCUGGACAAGGACCCCCGCGGCAAGGACGUCGAGAGAGCGCUCGCCGGCAUGGUCGGCCGGAGCCCGCCCGUGCCGACGGUCUUCAUCGGCGGCGCGCUCGUCGGCCCGACCGACCGUGUCAUGUCGCUUCACCUCGGCGGCCAGCUCGUGCCGCUCCUCCGCCAGGCCGGCGCACUCUGGCUCUGA